Zerene cesonia (dogface butterfly) is the source of this 1449-nucleotide messenger RNA. RefSeq names its product translation initiation factor IF-2-like. The record is from RefSeq and is a predicted model, not a curated record. NCBI's taxonomy places the organism in Eukaryota, Metazoa, Arthropoda, Insecta, Lepidoptera, Pieridae. The transcript is spliced from 6 exons. The coding region runs from base 228 to 755 and encodes 175 amino acids.
CCAGUCUGAAAGCAAAACACGUCAUGUUUUUGUAUGUUGACUUUUGAGCAUCGGUUUUUGAAAGGUAUCUUCUCCGUGCAAUAACUUCAAGUGAUAUGCAGUAUUGAUUUUCCAUCAAAUUUGGAAUACCCACAUCUAAUAUAAUUCUGAAUUCAUAUCGAAUACCCAUAUCAUACUUUUUGACUACCUGGUACGUAAUACUUCGCUAUUUCUUACUUCCCGACUGUAUGCAGCAAAACAAUACAUGUUCACUCUGCGUGGGUGUUUUUAUCAGAUUGUCACAAAUCAUUAAAAUGGAGCCUCUGGUAGAGGAAACACAAGAGAAAAUGACGUCGGAGCCAAUUUCAGUGUUCCAAAUAAUAAUGAAGUCGGGGCCGGUGAUGCUGCUUCUCACAAUGCUGACCAUCUUCCUUGCCCACAAGUGGAUUCAGAAGAAGAGGGCGCUAGUGGACGAGGCGGAGGAGAUUGACCCCGAGGUGCGUAGAGCUCGUCUCCAGGCGGUGCGGGAGGCGCGCGAGCGGCAGCAGCGCGAGUGGGAGGAGGCGUCCAAGAAGAAGCAGGAGGAACAGGCGGAGAAGGAGAAAAAGAAACGUGCUGAAUUGAAAGAGAAGUUGGAGAAGUACGGUACGGCUGCGGGCGGAAGGAAAUUGGGCACGCCCGAUGAUGGCUACCUCCCCCUAAGUGGUGGGGGGGCAACGUCGUCAUACAAGCCACCGAAGCGGUCCGCCUGCUCGAAGGGGGGGUGUGGGAAAUAGACUUGGUUUUCUAUUAACAUACUUUUUUAUAUAUUGUAGGGUACUUGUAGAAUUUCAUAUGAGUUCCGUAUUCAAGAUGGCUGGAGCGGAUGUGACGUCACGUUACACAAAUAAAUAAUAAAGUUCGAUAUGAUAUGUUUGUUUUAUUUGAUUUUGUAUCGAUUUUUUGCUUUUUGCCCGUAAUUUUAUUUAUAAAGAAGGUAAAUAGCGAAAAUUAAACGAUUUUGAAUUUUAUUUAAAAUUUUAUAUUAUUUUUUUUUUAUUCCACGCGCUGUAAAUCAAAAUUUAUCUAAAAUAAUUUAGCAGUUAUGUCGUCAGUGGCGGACUUACAAAUUUUCAGGGUAUAGGCUGAAUAGUUUUUGCCGCCCUUGCCUCAACAAUUGUCAUUUCAUACAUUAUUUUUACAAUGCAAGUGGAAAUUCGCUACUCCCGAAAUGUGCAGUGACAAGCGAGAGAGAAAUCACAUCAUCAGCUGAAAACCGUCAUGGAAAAAUCUUUUUGGUUUCUAUGAGGUGAAAAAAAAAAAAAAAAAUUCGUUCCCCAAAUUUGCCGCCCCCAAAAUCUGCCGCCCUAGGCUCGAACCUCCUCAGCCUGCUGGUAAAUCCGCCACUGUAAGUCGUAACGUCACACGCCGUUUGCAUCAAUGGAAAUAAACUCCACAAUUGUAAUCUUUAUAAUAAAAAAUUAAAAACCA